AUGGACAGCGGCGCCGUCCCCACGAACGCCAGCAACUGCACUGAUUCCCUCACACACCCUUCAAGUUGCUCCCCAGCACCUAGUCCCAGCUCCUGGGUCAACUUCUCCCACUUAGAAGGCAACCUGUCCGACCCAUGCGGUCCGAACCGCACCGAGCUGGGCGGGAGCGACGUCCUGUGCCCUUCGGCCGGCAGCCCUUCCAUGAUCACGGCCAUCAUCAUCAUGGCCCUCUACUCCAUUGUGUGCGUGGUGGGGCUCUUCGGAAACUUCCUGGUCAUGUAUGUGAUUGUCAGGUACACCAAAAUGAAGACUGCCACCAACAUCUAUAUUUUCAACCUUGCUCUGGCAGAUGCCCUGGCAACCAGUACCCUGCCUUUCCAGAGUGUCAAUUACCUGAUGGGAACAUGGCCGUUUGGAACCAUCCUGUGCAAGAUUGUCAUCUCCAUAGACUACUACAACAUGUUCACCAGCAUAUUCACCCUCUGCACCAUGAGCGUGGAUCGCUACAUCGCAGUCUGCCAUCCUGUCAAGGCCCUGGAUUUCCGCACCCCCCGUAAUGCCAAGAUCAUCAACAUCUGCAACUGGAUCCUCUCUUCAGCCAUUGGUCUGCCUGUCAUGUUCAUGGCUACAACAAAGUACCGGCAAGGUUCCAUAGAUUGUACACUAACAUUCUCUCACCCAGCGUGGUACUGGGAAAACCUGCUGAAAAUCUGUGUUUUCAUCUUUGCCUUCAUCAUGCCUAUCCUCAUCAUUACAGUGUGUUAUGGGCUGAUGAUCUUACGCCUCAAGAGUGUCCGCAUGCUCUCUGGCUCCAAAGAAAAGGACAGGAACCUGCGAAGAAUCACCAGGAUGGUGCUGGUGGUUGUGGCCGUGUUCAUUGUCUGCUGGACACCCAUUCACAUCUACGUCAUCAUUAAAGCCUUGAUCACAAUCCCGGAAACUACUUUCCAGACCGUUUCCUGGCACUUCUGCAUUGCUCUAGGUUAUACCAACAGCUGCCUGAACCCCGUGCUUUAUGCAUUUCUGGAUGAAAAUUUCAAACGAUGCUUCAGAGAGUUCUGUAUCCCAACUUCCUCUACUAUUGAGCAGCAAAACUCCACUCGAAUUCGUCAGAACACCAGAGACCACCCCUCCACAGCCAACACGGUGGAUAGGACUAACCAUCAGCUAGAAAAUCUGGAAGCAGAAACCGCUCCGUUACCCUAA
Rangifer tarandus platyrhynchus (Svalbard reindeer) is the source of this 1206-nucleotide messenger RNA. The record is from the annotation of a GenBank genome assembly. Lineage: Eukaryota; Metazoa; Chordata; Mammalia; Artiodactyla; Cervidae.